AUGUUCAUAUGUACUUUGCCAGAAGAUUGUUUUUAUGAAAUUUUUAAACAUGUUAGCAAAGAUGAUACAAAAACACUUUACAAUUGUCUAUUGGUUAAUCGAUUCUUAUGUAGAUUAAUUAUACCUAUUCUUUAUAAAGAUCCAUUUUCCGCUGUAAAUGAUUUAAAACAAAAUUAUUGUUUAAUAAGAAUAUAUCUUUCUUGUCUAGAUGAAAUUGAAAAAGAUUAUUUACAACAAAAUUCAAUAGAAAUUUUAGAAGAUUCAAUUCCAUUAUUUGAUUAUGCUAAAUAUUUAGAAAAAUUUACAGAUUUAACGCUCCCUAUAGAAUGUUGGUUAAUUUAUCAACUUGGUAAUUUAAAUGAAGAUUUGGUUUAUUUAGAAUAUAAUGAUUAUAUUAAUCAAUUGGAUAGGAAAAAACAUUUAUUAUUACAAAAAAUUCUUUUUCAUUUAUUUUUAAGAAAAAUGAAAAAUUGUAAAGAAUUAAUUAUUAAUUCAAAAUUAUUUGAUGAAUCUUUUUGUAAUUUAUAUCUUUUUAAAAAAAAUUCAUCCAAUUAUAUUAAUUUAUCUUCUUUAAAUUUAAUUAUUACAAAAAAAGAUUUAAAUGAUUCAAAGGAGGGUUUACUUUAUGAUAUUAUUUCUAUUAUAACAAAAAAUUGUUUUAAUAUUAAAGAUUUAAAAAUUACUUUUUUUUCUUAUCUUAAUUCUAAUAUUUUAAAAAAUUCAAUUAAUGAAUUAAUUCAAAAUCAAGAAAAUCUUAAUAAUAUUCAUUUAAUAAAUCCAAAUUUCUUUUCAUGUGAUGUUAAUAGAAUAAUAGAUUCAAAAAGGAAUACACUUAAUUCAAUUAAUUUUACAAAUUCAAUUCAUAAUAUUAAUCAUGAAACUUUUGAAGUUAUAUCAAAUUGUAAAAAUUUGGAAAGAUUGGAAUUUAAUAAUUGUAGAGGUUUAACUUAUCGUAAUAGUAAAAUCUUAUUAAAAUCUUCUUUAAAAUUAAAAGAAUUAAUUUUACAUAAUAAUGGUAAAAUUAAUUUAUUCGAUUUAUCUUUAAUUCGUAGAUUAGGAAAUAAUUUAAUUAAUUUAUCAAUUGAUCAAAUAUCUUAUGUAUCAUUAAGAAUUAUUUCUCGUCAUUGUUUUAAUCUUAAAAUUUUAAAAAUUGUAUUAAGUACUAAUAGAAAUAUGCCUUUUAAUUCUUAUCAAUAUUUUAAAAUUAUGAAAAUUGAACAACUUACUAUUUAUUAUCAACAUAAUUUAUUAUUAGAUGAUCAUAUUUUAAAAAUUUUGGCUGAAAAUUUACCUGAUACUUUAUAUAGUUUUACUAUAGAAAAAAAAUUUUCUAAUUCACUUUUUACUUUUUUAAAUAAUAAUUAUAAUUGUAUUACUCCUAUUGGUUUGAAUAAUUUUUUAAUUAAUUGUAGAGUAAAUUUAAUUAAUUUAAAUUUAGAUUUUUAUUUAAAAAAUAAUUUACUUGAAAAAAUUCUUGUUCAUGUUAAAAAAAAGAAAUCUUUAAAAUAUUUAGGUAUUAGAUCAUGUUCUUUUUGGCUUGGAAAUGAUGAAUAUGGUAAUCAACUUUUAAAUGAAAUUAAGGAGAAUGGUGUUGAAAUUAUUACAAUUAAGAAUAGUGAUUUAUUGUUACGUGAAUGA
Molecule: messenger RNA, 1638 nt
Organism: Rhizophagus irregularis DAOM 181602=DAOM 197198
Lineage: Eukaryota; Fungi; Glomeromycota; Glomeromycetes; Glomerales; Glomeraceae
Source: RefSeq, a predicted model, not a curated record